This is a messenger RNA of Pundamilia nyererei, 1399 nucleotides long. Its product is annotated as ADP-ribosylation factor-related protein 1. The coding region runs from base 252 to 542 and encodes 96 amino acids. The transcript is spliced from 3 exons. Gene Ontology annotation, molecular function: GTPase activity; GTP binding. The record is from RefSeq and is a predicted model, not a curated record. NCBI's taxonomy places the organism in Eukaryota, Metazoa, Chordata, Actinopteri, Cichliformes, Cichlidae. Gene Ontology annotation, cellular component: Golgi apparatus. Gene Ontology annotation, biological process: intracellular protein transport; protein localization to Golgi apparatus; Golgi to plasma membrane protein transport.
CACUUCCUAGAUACGUGACACGUAGAAACAGCAUUGUGGUCAGACUAUCAUAGUAGAAGUGUGCUUUUAAACGACGGCUUUCCGACUUGUUUUAUGAGUGCAUACAUGUUAUUCUACCCCUACUCGCACACAGGCAUGUUUAGUGGGAGUAUAAUGAAGCCACAGUGGCGCGCGUUGCUUGUUUAGCCUCAUAGCUAAGCUAAGCUACCUAGCCAACAUUAGGACUAGCGAACACGGACGCGUUUUUGUUUAUGUUUACUUUUUUCAAGAUGUACACUUUAUUAUCUGGAUUAUAUAAGUACAUGUUCCAGAAGGAUGAAUACUGCGUUUUGAUCCUGGGACUGGAUAACGCCGGAAAAACGACUUUCCUGGAACAGACCAAAACAAAGUUUAGUAAGAAUUACAAGGGGAUGACUUUAUCCAAGAUCACCACUACAGUUGGCCUGAACAUUGGCACAAUUGAUGUUGGCAAGGCUCGUCUAAUGUUCUGGGAUUUGGGAGGUCAGGAGGAGCUGCAGUCUCUGUGGGAUAAAGUGAGUUAAAAAAAAGGAAUUUUUCACAUCCUCUACACUAACAUAGAUAGUAUUUCUAUUUUGAAGAUGUAAUAUUUUCACUGUGUUUAGCAUACAUAGACUGCACCUGGACAGGCCACACAGAUAUAUUUGGCAACACCUUUUACCACCUGCAGAGGGCAGAAGUUUUUGUCAACGUUUUCCAAGUUGUUCAAGGGAUUUUCAACAUAGCCUUUUUACACAUGCUAAUACUUUCGAAAGCAUAUUGUUUUUCUGUUUACACACAAUAACAGAAUAACAGAUUUCUUAGAAAAAUAUUACCAGGUUUGAUAUUAUUAGCACCCUAAAAUCUGACUUUUUGGUUGAGCCAAAACACGAAUCACUAGUGUCCAAUGUUGUGUUUUAACUUUGUUAUCUUUAAAGUUUGUAAAAUCCAGCUAAAACAGAGGGUUAUGUUCUAAUUUAUUCUGAGUAUUAAAAUAUCAGGCAAGGGUUGGAGCUGUCACUUGAGAAAGCAUCAUGCCAGAAACAAAAGAAAUCAGUUUAGACUUGAGAAGAAAAGUUGUUGUGCUCACAAAGCAGGAGAUGGGUAUACACAAUGACCAUAGCAUAUCCACGUUUCAAGAACUGGAGCCAGAAGUAUCACAGAAAAAUUCAAAGAGAGCUUAACAGUACAGAACAAGCCUUGCAGAAGUAGGAAGCAAAAGAUUUCAAACUCUGGAAAGAAAAUGAAUGAGAGAUGUGCCAAAGACCCUUGAACAACUGUUAAGACACUAAAUGACUUAGCAAAGUCACGAAUUGCAGUCUCAAAUAAGACAAUCACUGAGACCCUGCGCAGGAAUGGAGUGUGAAGUGUGAAGUGGAAGCAGACAAAAACAACAAGCACG